Messenger RNA from Hemicordylus capensis (graceful crag lizard), 3296 nucleotides. It is a transcript of the gene AGPAT1, whose product is annotated as 1-acylglycerol-3-phosphate O-acyltransferase 1. The coding region runs from base 374 to 1180 and encodes 268 amino acids. Gene Ontology annotation, biological process: phosphatidic acid biosynthetic process. The transcript is spliced from 7 exons. Gene Ontology annotation, cellular component: endoplasmic reticulum; membrane. Gene Ontology annotation, molecular function: 1-acylglycerol-3-phosphate O-acyltransferase activity. NCBI's taxonomy places the organism in Eukaryota, Metazoa, Chordata, Lepidosauria, Squamata, Cordylidae. The record is from RefSeq and is a predicted model, not a curated record.
CUUCCUGCUUCCCCCCUCAACCCCCGAGGAAGUGGUCCGCGCCGCGCCGGUAAAGGCAUCAGCAACCAGCUAAGCUUGAGCAUCCGAUUCCUGUUCAUCAUCUUUUCUUCUUCUUCUUCUUCUUCCUCCUCCUCUUCCUCGCUCCUUUUCUUCUUUCUCUCUUUCCCAGUUUAAACACACACCCCCCGCAAUUCCCUUCCUUCUCCUCCCGCCCUGAUCCUCUUUGCCGCGCAUCCCUGAGGCAGCAUCAGCAGCUGCAGCAGCAGCAGCACCACCACCAUGGCCUGGCCCUGGCGGCGCGAGGGGUAGACGGGCAGGGGCCUCCACGAGCCCCCUACCCCCUAGGAGGGGGGCUACCACGCAGUCGGGGACGAUGGAGAUCUCGCUGGGCCAGUGGCUCCUCAUUCUGUUCCUGGUGGCGGUGCCCUUGCUCUAUGAAUGGAGCGCCACCUUCAAGUACUUCUGCAAGAUGGCAUUCUACAAUGGUUACAUCCUCUUCCUGGCUGUCAUCGUCAUCCCCAUCUGCGCACUUCGUGGACGGAACGUGGAGAACAUGAAGAUAAUCAGAUUCAUGAUGCUGCAUGUGAAAUACUUGUAUGGGAUCAAGAUUGAUGUGCGGGGCACCGAGAACUUCAACAUCAAGGAACCAUAUGUGAUUGUUUCCAACCACCAGAGCUCACUGGACCUGCUAGGGUUGAUGGAGGUGUUGCCAGACCGAUGCGUGCCAAUUGCCAAGAAGGAGCUGAUGUACAUGGGCACAGUGGGGCUGGCAUGCUGGCUGGGGGGCAUAAUCUUUAUCAACCGCAAGAAAACAGAUGACGCAAUCAGUGUCAUGUCGGAGGCUGCCCACACCAUGUUGCGUGAGGACGUUCGGGUCUGGGUGUUCCCGGAGGGCACCAGGAAUCACAGUGGCUCUAUGCUGCCCUUCAAACGGGGUGCCUUCCAUCUGGCUGUGCAAGCUCAGGUUCCUAUCAUCCCAGUUGUGAUCUCAUCGUAUCGGGAUUUCUACAGUAAGAAGGAAAGACGCUUCACUACAGGGCGCUGCACGGUCCAGAUCUUGCCUCCCAUGCCCACACGGGGGCUGAGCGCCGACGACGUGCCGACCUUGACAGACCGUGUGCGCCAGGCCAUGCUUGUUGCCUUUGAGGGGCUCUCGGGGGAGCUGGGUGCCCCACAGUGACCCCCCCUUCCCCAUCUUGCGGCCCUAGAGAAGCUACAGAGUGGGACUGGGAGCAGCUUAUGCCCACAAGCAGCUAUGGAGGCAGGGCCAGAACAGAAGAGGGCAGCACUUAUCCCAGCGGGAGAGUUAGGGACCAGGAGUGGCAGAGGCAGUGAUGGGAGCAGCCAUGCUACAAGCAAUCAUGGAGAUGACGGCGAUGGAUCUGCAGCAGUGGGGAAUGGGUGGGGCUUCAUUGGGUCACGCCCAUAAGGAGCCGCAUAGGCGGAGUUGGUCCCAGCCAUGCCCGUCGCCACCUUCAGUUUGGGACCAGAAUUCUAGCCCAUUCUCCUCCCUUUCCCCCUCCACACCCAGGUAGGUGGCACAGUCCAUUCCCAGUCUUCGCCCUGUCUCUCCCUCCACCUUUUUGUGUUGACAUGAACUGUUCCACUCGGGCUUCUUGGACUCAACCACUCUGAUCCCCGCAUGGGGGAGUAUGUCAUGGGCUGAUUCCCAGGCACUGUACAAACUUGAACCACUCCUUGAAAUAAUGAAGAGGACUGGACUGAUCUGCCCUAGCCUCUCAGGGUGGGGGUUAGAGCGAACUUGAGAAUGUGAAACCGGUUGAUGUUAUGGAAUGAUCCACUCCAGCCUUUCAGCGAGAGAGAGAGAGUGUGUGCGUGUGUGCAUGUAUGUGUGUGGUGAAUAAAUGACACUACGGACUGAUCCACUCCUUAGGCCUGCAAAGGGGGCAGGAUUGGAAUGAACCACUUCAGCCAGUGUGAGAAGGAAGCUGUGGACUGAUCCACCCCAACCUCCCAAGGGGGGGGGAGCUUGGGUGCACCUGAAGAUAACCUAUUUGGACUGAAUGAAGGCCCUAAAAAUCAUGGACUGAGCCGCCUCCCUCUCUGAAGAGGCAUUUGAGGGGUGGGGUUUCAAGGGGAAAUCGGGAAGAAAGUGGGCAUGUACUAGCUCUAUUCCUUCACCUGAUGAUGAAGUUGGGGGAGGGGGGAAGUAAAGAGGAGAGCUUUGGGGGGGAUGGUGAAAUCAUGUGGCUUGCUCUGAGUGAACCUUGUGUGAGGCAUAUGCCUCUGACUAUUUCAGUACGGAGGAGAACAGAGGGGAAGGGAAAUUCAGAUCAGCAUUACCGGGAGUGUGGAAGGAAGAAGAGGUACAAGUGAGAGAACACAUGUUGCCUGACAGUCGUGCCUCCUGAGGUCUGUCUUUUCUCAGUGUUGGGAAAAUAUUGUAAUUCUCCCCCACAAAGGGAUGCAAGCACCCCCUUAUCCCAAGGGCAGAAUGGCAUGGAUCAAUGUAGCAAAUCCUUUUGCCCCAGCAGAAGUUGGAGGCAGGGGCGGGGCGGGGCGGGAGGGUUGCUGGAAUCUCAUUAUGGCCAGGCCUUCCCGUGAAAGAGAGGGAAAUCGGAAAUAAGCAGGAAAGGAAGAGGGCUGGGGAUGGGGCGAGAAGAAUAGGGUUUGAGAAUUGGCAGCAGGGAGGGGCAAGCAUUAGGGGUCCCUAGGCUAAAAGAACUGUGAGGUGCACAACUGCUAGGAGUGAAGGGCAUGACCCUGGGGGCUUGGGGCCAAAGGUUCUGCCUUUUUAUGGAGGGCAGGGAAACAAAGGCAACAUGAGGCUCGGGAUGCAUCCGGUACUGCUACUGCCCCCAAAAGCAGCAGUGUGGGGUAAAGGUUAGAGCAACCGGGAGCUGAUAUGCAAAUAGGGUUGAGGGGUGGGAUGUUGGGAUAGGAGAGGGGCCGCAUCCUAGGAAAAAGGGAGUGGUAACUGGUUAGGGGUGGAAGGAGAGGAAACAUCUGUCUGUGAAUGGGCAGGGUGCUUGGGAAGCUGUUUUAGGGUAUAUGCACACUUGGGGGGAAGAGGGAGUUGAGGUUUUGCCAAAUAUUCCCUGUUUGGGGGGGGAUUGGGGGACUGCCUUUGCUCCUCUUCUGCCUUUUGGUUUUCCCCUCUUGAUAUUUCUGUCCUCUCCCUGGUUGGAGACCCAAGUACCCAUCCUCCCAAAUGUCCUUCCUUGGGAGAGAGGGGAGAGUGGUGUUGGGGAGGAUGAGGAUGAGUGAAAGGGGCAUCGCCAAGAUCCAUGUUCCCAAGACCUUUCCUGCUUUUAAUAAAGACCCUUUAAAAUGUU